GUUUGUUUACUGAAUAUUUCCGCUUUCAGUCUCUGUGGGGAGCAGGCUACUAACUCUGACAAUUCAAUGAUGUAUAAAACUUUCAGAAACAAUGCCAAAUUGGACUGCAGAAACAUUCAACGACAGCCAGAGCUUUGGAAGUUUUGGCAAAUCUAGGGAAAAAGUAACGCAUCCCUAUGAUUGUCGUUCACAACCAUUUGGGAAGCCUAAUCUCAGCUUGGAUCAGACAAUCCCAAGACUGCUGAAGAAAUGUAAAAAAAAAUUUUGUAAGAAUUUUCUUAAGGGACCCUCUCGGAUUACCACCGUAGAAACAAGCCAGUCUCCAUCUCUGGAUGAGUGUAAAGCCCUAAUUAGAGAACUGGCCACCGAGCUACAUCGGAUAUCAAAGUAUCAAGAUAAUUUCACCACCAGCAACGAAGAUGACUACAGCCUGGCAGAGUGCCAACAGUUCAUCCUACAAUGGGCGGAGGAGUUGAGAAUCUUACCAAAGAUAUCCGUGGGGCAAAGCAGGAGCUCACCAAAGCCCCUGCGUUCCUGCUGGGAGGACUAUGAGGUAGAGGAGAGAACAUCGCCAAAAGAGGCUGAGAGAAGACUGGCAGAAGCUCAGCGCAUCGUCUCAGAAUGGGCUGCAGGACUGCAGUCACGAAAACAGGACUCAGUGUGUCCAGGAGAGGAUGUGUGUUCAGUCCUGCAGGAUCUGGAGGGACAGUGGAAGAGAGGAAAACUACCCAACAUUCUCCCUGUUAUGGACUUCAUCAUCUGGACUGUGUUACAGGAACAACCUCAAGAGGGUUCCAUCCCAGAACUGUGGCUCAAAUCCAAGCAGAGGUUCAAACACUCAGGCUUCACGACAGUGAUUCCUGAAUCAGUAUGGGACUGGAUAAGCAAAGCAUCAGUUGACAUCCUCUUGGACCCUGAAUCAGCCAAUCCAGAUUUCAUAGUGUCCAACAAUCAGAAACGUGUGAGAGUGGGCAAAAUAAUAGAGAGUAAACAUAAUCCUAGAGACAGAUACCAUCACUGCCUCGCAUCUCACAAGUAUGACGGGUGGUGGUGUGCACUGGGAACACAGGGCUUUACCAAGGGUAGGCAUUACUGGGUGGUGGGGGUGGACGGGAAGACAGACUGGAGGAUAGGGAUAGCUAGGGAGUCUGCACCAAGGAGAGGCUUCAUUGAACUGAACACAUCAACAGGAUACUGGACACUACGGAUGCAGGUCAGUGUGCUGAAGGCUCUAACUGUUCCGGCUGUUGAUAUCAACAUUCCAGAACAUCUCAAGAAGAUUGGGGUCUACCUUGACAUUGAGGAGGGGCAGCUCUCCUUUUAUGACGUUGUAAGACGCAGCCAUAUCUACACCUUCAAUGACACGUUUUCUGAACAGGUUUAUCCAGUCUUUGGCACAGUAGAGACAGACAGAGACCUUAUCAUACUGUAGUACACAGCUAAAUGGAAAAGAAAAGUCACAGAAGUUAUUGAGGAUGUCUCAUGACUAAGAACCAACCGAGACCACCCUAGACAACCGUAGACUACCCUAGACCACCCUAGACUACCCUAGACAACCGUAGACAACAAUAGACCACCCAAGACCACCCAAGACCACCCAAGACCACCCAAGACCACCCUAGACCACCCUAGACCACCGUAGACCACCGUAGACCACCCUAGACCACCGUAGACCACCCUAGACCACCCUAGACCACCCUAGACCACCCUAGACCACCAUAGACCACCCUAGACCACCCUAGACCACCCUAGACAACAGUAGACAACCGUAGACCACCCUAGACAACCGUAGACCACAGGCCAUCAUGUGAUGACAUCCCCAUAAUUUUAACAUUGACAUUUUGGGGGAAAUUACUCUGCCCACUAUGGCACCAAUUAUGCAAAAAAAAAUACACAACUAAUUCCAUACAUGACAUGGUGUAAAUAAUAUUUAGUAACUUUGAUCUGUUCUCUUCCAUCGCCAAGCACAGCAGGCCGAUGGUAAUCCAUAAUGGUGACCAUUUUUUAUCCUUAAUCCAGUUAGAAAUCAGCUGUUUGCUGGAGUCUAUCUUUCUAAAGAGUGUCUGCAUUAUGAUUAAUGAAGCUGUAUCUUUCUUUAUGACUUGGGAAGUUUUUACUUUCUGAAUUUGAAUGAUAAUGUGACAUUAGAUGUCUUACUAGAAUUUCAUCAGUUGAGGUUAGCUACAGUAAUUAUUUUUUAUUUUUUCAUACUUCCUCAAUGAGUUUGUACAGUACUGAAGGUACAGAAGAUAAAUAUGUAUGUUUAUUCUUUGCACUUUCUUUGCACUUUCCACAUUCUGUUAUUCUUUAAAGUAUGGAUUUAACAGAACAUAUUUUAGUAUCUUGGCUUCCUUGGUUUGAUGUUUUAUUUCAGCUCAUGAAACAUGGGACCAACACUUUACAUGUUGUCUUUAAAUUUUUUGUUCAAACAGACCGUUUGAAGAAUUUAAUUUAAUUUUUUUAAUUUUUUAAACACUUUUUUUUGGUUUCGACAUGAUUCCAUAUGUGUUAUUUCAUAGUUGUGAUGUCUUCAAUAUGUGAAUGUGAUGUGAAGCUUGGCCUUCAGGUCAAAUAAUUCUACAAUGUAAAAAUAAAGAAAAACCCUUGAAUGAG
This is a messenger RNA of Oncorhynchus masou masou (cherry salmon), 2613 nucleotides long. Its product is annotated as E3 ubiquitin-protein ligase TRIM7-like. The transcript is spliced from 11 exons. Gene Ontology annotation, biological process: protein ubiquitination. Bases 92 to 1432 code for a protein of 446 amino acids. Gene Ontology annotation, molecular function: protein binding; ubiquitin protein ligase activity. Lineage: Eukaryota; Metazoa; Chordata; Actinopteri; Salmoniformes; Salmonidae. The record is from RefSeq and is a predicted model, not a curated record. Gene Ontology annotation, cellular component: cytoplasm.